CAGGCUGAGCUGAUUCCACGUGUGACGCUUGCAUUCCCAGCUCAGUGAUAUUUUCUUUAGCGGGCUUCGGUGUAGCCUUGUGCGUCUUCGUUAGUUACUGGCUAUAGUUGGGUUAGCUAUGGAGGGAGACGGGAGCCAAGCCACAUCUGGAGGAAACCCUAAUGAUUCUCAACAUGACCCGGGUAAAAUGUUUAUCGGUGGCCUCAGCUGGCAAACUUCGCCAGACAGCCUUAGAGACUAUUUUACUAAAUUCGGGGAAAUCAGAGAAUGUAUGGUGAUGAGAGAUCCAACGACAAAACGCUCCAGGGGCUUCGGAUUCGUUACUUACGUUGAUGCUGCCAGUGUAGAUAACGUCUUAGCUCAGCAACACCAUGAAUUAGACUCAAAAACGAUCGAUCCAAAAGUUGCCUUCCCUAGACGUGCUCAGCCCAAGAUGGUCACAAGAACAAAGAAAAUAUUCGUAGGAGGAUUAUCAGCGAACACAGUAGUUGAAGAUGUGAAGCAGUAUUUUGAACAGUUUGGCAAGGUGGAGGACGCCAUGCUUAUGUUUGACAAAACGACUAACAGACACAGAGGUUUCGGCUUUGUAACUUUCGAGGUUGAGGACGUUGUGGAGAAAGUAUGCGAGAUCCACUUUCAUGAAAUCAAUAAUAAAAUGGUAGAAUGCAAGAAGGCUCAGCCCAAGGAGGUGAUGUUCCCUCCAGGUACGCGAGGCAGGGCCAGGGGCCUGCCCUACACCAUGGAUGCCUUCAUGCUGGGGAUGGGAAUGCUGAGUUACCCAAACAUUGUAGCAACAUAUGGCCGUGGAUACACUGGUUUUGCCCCGAGCUACAGCUACCAAUUCCCUGGCUUCCCAGCGACGGCGUACGGACCGGUGGCAGCGGCGGCAGUGGCGGCAGUGCGUGGCUCAGGUAGGGGGGCCCGUGGAAGAGGUGGCUACAUGGCAUACCAGCAGAACGCAGGGGCAGGGUUCCCAGAUUAUGGGUUCUAUUCCGGGGCCGGGCCCAGUGACCUGCGGGGGCCGCCCUGCUCCUUUGCCGACUUUGGCUCCCUGGGGCCCCAUGCUGCUCAGAUGCUGCAGCACAGUGAGCAUCAUGCCACCUCCGCCUGCAACUCCCCCCUCCAGCACCACCUGCAGCACAGCCCGGACCACUUUAAGAGCCCAGGCACCAACCAGGCCAGGCCCGGAGCCUUCCCCGGCACCAACAGUCCCGGGCCCGUGGCUGACGUCUAUGGCACUCCCAGCCAGGACUCCGGUGUGGGCAACUACAUUAGUGCUGCUAGCCCACAGCCUGGCUCUGGCUUCGGCCACAGCAUUGCUGGGCCGUUGAUUGCAACCGCUUUUACAAAUGGAUACCAUUGAAACCUAACAGGUGGUUGGUUGCCAUCUCAUUUGAGCAGAGUAUUUCAGGAGGCCCGGGGAAGACCGGGCGGAGUUUUUAACUGGCUAUGUGAACAGGUGAUGCCAUCCAACGCCAAGCACUACAGCAUCAACAGACAGGAGGAGAGUGGAGGCGGCACCACGUGAAGAAGA
This is a messenger RNA of Oncorhynchus gorbuscha (pink salmon), 1534 nucleotides long. Its product is annotated as RNA-binding protein Musashi homolog 2-like. The record is from RefSeq and is a predicted model, not a curated record. The transcript is spliced from 15 exons. NCBI's taxonomy places the organism in Eukaryota, Metazoa, Chordata, Actinopteri, Salmoniformes, Salmonidae. Gene Ontology annotation, molecular function: RNA binding. The coding region runs from base 119 to 1363 and encodes 414 amino acids. Gene Ontology annotation, cellular component: cytoplasm.